Phyllotreta striolata is the source of this 1607-nucleotide messenger RNA. Lineage: Eukaryota; Metazoa; Arthropoda; Insecta; Coleoptera; Chrysomelidae. The record is from the annotation of a GenBank genome assembly.
CCUCAGAUUUCGAAUUUGCGGUCCCAAUGCUCGACGCCGGGCUCGCAAAACCUUGACAACUACUGUUCGGAAUGCUCAUAGUUCUAUUUGGAGUCCGCAAACCAGUAGACAGUGAACCGGAAGAGGUAAUACUGCUCGGCUUCCCUACAUUGACGGUAGUCCACGGCAUUCUUUGACUAAUCGGAGUGGAAACGUUGCUCAGAACAAACUGAGGCGACGAGAGGGAGUACUGGUAACGACCACCGAUCGGAUUACCAACGUUCUGUGCUAAAAUGUUCGAUUGAAAUGGAAUUGAAGGAGACGUCAUCGAUACAUUCGGCCAAUAUUUGAAAUGGGUGGAUUGGUGUUGAGGCAUCGACGGUGUUAACACGAGUUGUUGAUUGUAACUGCAGUUAAAAUAACAACAUUAAAGAAGUCGAUGAUGUCGCUAGAAGGGGAACUGUUUGGCGGAGGGCUCGAGAAACUAAUCAAAUCGGGAGGAUCAUUGUCGCUGGAAGUACUGUUUUUACGCUGAGACGGGGGCGGUGGGGCCAAUAGAGCGUUCGUAGAGCUAGACUGGAGUCCAGGUCGUGGACGAGAUUUACUAACGUGUCUAUCGAAUCUUGGAGUAGAAUCGGUUUCGUUCAUCGAGGCUGCCCUUGUAACUUCACAUACAAAUGACCUCUGAGGAAUUUUACGAUUCUUUAGACGAAAAUUCGGACAAUGAAAUCUGUAACAACUCGAAGAAACAAUUCAGCUCGACCCACAAAAUCGAUGACGGCCGCAAUAAGGUCGAGCCCGUGCCGUUCUACAAAGGCCACCUAACGCUCAGCCGCUUGGACCUGAACCAAGCCCAAUCGCAACGCAACGAGCUCAUGAAGAAACUCUCCAAAACCAAAUCGAAGUUGAAAUUGACGGUGGCCUCCUUGCCCAGGCCGAAGAAGUCCUACUUGGACAUGUUCUACGAUAAAACGGGCGUCAACAAGUACGAUGACGACGGCUGCAUCGAGUGCGACUCGUCCAGACCCACCUGCUCGAGCUCCUCGCCCAAGAGCUUCAGAACCUGCGACGGAGACCUCGAGUGCGAUAAUGUAUACGAUCUAGAUCUCAAAAGCAAUUCGGAAGUCAGUUCAGAUUUUAUGAAAUCGAAGUCGCCGAAAUGCGUUCCAAAUUUGAACCUGCGAAGUGAUAGCCCCAAAAACGGCGGUAAAUUUUCCAGUAAAUCAGAGAAGCGGUUAGAUACCGGAACGACAAAUCACGUGAACAGUAAAUCGAUGCUUCCUUUACCGAAGUCGAUAAAACCAGUAGAAUUGAAAAAGGAGAAGAGCGAUGCGAACGUGUCGAAGAUGGACUUGUGGAAAAAACGGCAAUUAUACGGUAGAAAAGUAAGCCAAACUAAUAGAAUCCAAAUGAUGGAAAAAGAAGCUUUGCAAUUGUUGGUAGACGAUAAAAAAGUGAAGAUGAAGCCAAAAAAUACUGCGAAAUCGUCUAAUAGCCACACAUCAGUCAAUGGCGCUGGGUGUUCUUCGAAAGUGUCCAUACACAAACCUUAAUUUGUACUUAUCACUUAAAGUAAUUUAUUUAAUAAAUAUAUCUAUAUACCAAUUUUAUCUAUAAUUAUGUGUAUU